Messenger RNA from Anopheles funestus (African malaria mosquito), 996 nucleotides. Its product is annotated as lipase member I-like. Bases 1 to 525 code for a protein of 174 amino acids. Gene Ontology annotation, molecular function: lipase activity. The transcript has 2 exons. The record is from RefSeq and is a predicted model, not a curated record. NCBI's taxonomy places the organism in Eukaryota, Metazoa, Arthropoda, Insecta, Diptera, Culicidae.
AUGCUGGAUUGGAAACCUUACGCCGAGUACGGAUAUGAGAUUGCCGCCCGUAAAGGUGUUCCCGUGGUGGCCAACUAUCUGUCCCAAUUCUUGCAGUACAUAACAUGCUGCUGUAAGCUGUUUCCCGGACGGAUCGGCAACAUCUAUGCGCUGGAUCCGGCCGGUCCGCUGUUUUCUCACCCUAUUGAUGUUGGGCUGCCCCGCCGGUUAGCCCGUACCGAUGCAAAGUACGUGCAAGUGAUCUCCACGUCCCGGUAUGCGAUGGGCUUAGGACCGUUCGUGGGUACUCAAAACUUCCUACCGAACGCAGGGUACCAUCCGCAAGCACCUUGUAAAGCGGGAAUUACUGGAUUGGCCGAGUUGGCGAAUGCGCUAAUAUGUAGCCAUCAAUACGCGGCGGAACUGUUUAUCCAAACGCUCGAUCCGGCCAACGUAAUUCAAGGUCAGAAGUGUGACUCAGCUCUUAGAUUACGGGGAUGCUUAUUCCGGCCAAAAGAUCGGUUGGGUAUUUACUCAAAAAGGUAAGUCCAAGUUAAAUGUUAUUUAAGACAUCGAGUGAUGAUGACUGAUUUAUUUUACAGAAUACCGGGCAAUUUUUACUUGUAAACGAACACACAAAUGUGCAGGAUUAGCUUAAAAUUAUACAUCACCUAAGUUCGUACGUGAAAAAUGGAUUCUGAAUUUCAGACAUAUAAUAUCACACACAUACACAAGAAUGAUUUUUUUAAAAUAAAAAAUGAAUUCGGAUGAUAAAUUCAUCCGAAAAGAUAAACACACAUUUCGUCAAGAUGGACAUAAACAGAAAGAAAAUGGGAAAUACUGUGCCAAAUGGUACUAAAAGUAUGAAAUUUAAAGCUCUGAGAACGCAUUUCAGAGUGCCACAUAAAACACAAAACGCAUCAAAGGUAGAUGUGCGAAAUAAAAUAGAUUAGCCAACGAGAGAACAUGUAGCAUGAAAGGUUUGGAAAUGUAUCGUAUGGCUUAGCCACUGGUAAG